Molecule: messenger RNA, 1311 nt
Organism: Calypte anna (Anna's hummingbird)
Lineage: Eukaryota; Metazoa; Chordata; Aves; Apodiformes; Trochilidae
Exons: 2
Coding region: 123-1139 (338 amino acids)
Source: RefSeq, a predicted model, not a curated record
UGCUUUCUACAUAAAUAACAAGGGCUAUAUGCUCCAAACAAUAAUUACAGUUCAUCUGACUGUUCACAGUGAAAGUCUCAGCCUGUUUUAUCUGUGGAGCAUUUUCUUGAAAAGUUUGAGAGAUGACUUCUCACAACAUGACGUGGAUCAGUUACCCAAGCAAGAACUUGGAUUUCAACUCCCCAGAAGAAAUUGAAGCCUUCAUAGCUUCUCAAAACAUCAUAUCAAGACUUAUGCACUUUUACAUUGCCUUUUUUGUACCAACAGGAUUAAUAGCUGGCAUAUGUAUUUUGGUCAUUUUCAUAAAGAGUUAUUUGCAGUACAAAGUCAUAGAAAACUUAGACCUACAUCUUUUACACUUCACCAUCAGCAAUAUUAUAAUAAUCCUUUUAUCAUUUACUGUCAUUCCAAGACCUGACUAUUUAAAAGCAACCCACCUUGCAUGUAAUGUACUGUCAUUUUUUUUCAACUUCAGCUAUUUCAAUUCUCAGUACGUUUUGGUUUUGAUGCUUCUCAUACUGUUACUCAAGAGAUUUCCACCAAGAACUGCUCUCAGCAAAGCAACCCAAAGACCCAUUUUGUGUGUUGGAUUGGUCCUUCUCUAUUCCUUCUGUUUGUCACUGGCUGAAGCAGUACUGGUUGGCACAGAUAACUACAGCUUGGAAACAGACUGCCAGUUAGAUCCAUUGUUUGCGUGGCCUGAAUACGAGAUCAUUAAGUUCACCUUUGGAUUUGGAAUCUCAUCCUUUCUUCAGAUCCUCUGUUUCACUGUGCUCUUUGCUAAAGAAGCACCUGAAGCUCCAGCCUUACCCCAGCACAUCCGUGCUUACCCUGCUGCCUACCUUAUAAACAUAACAAUAUUUAUCUGCCGCCUCUUUUACAACGUGAUGAUUCUCUUCAGGACAACCUUCAAACUGCAGAAGAGCAGUGGAACUCCGAAGAAUGAACUCGUGAUGAAUAUUGCAGAAAUAGUGUUGUUCUGUGAGAGCUGUGCUAGCUUGGUAUUUAUACUUUGCUUUCACAAACCAUGCAGAGAUGAAAUCCUUAAAGUCCUCCACAAGUGCCGAAGGGAAGACACUGCCAGCAAUCACCUUGAAAUACCAGUAACAACUCUGACCCACGAAACUGGGUCUCAGUAACACUUGCUGUUCUGAAGAUCUAUUCAUCCACUUCAAUUUUUAGUUUCUUUGUGGGUUUGGAUUUUACUUCUUCAAGAAAGGAUAAAUAUUCCUUCUUUACAACCCAAACUUGGACUAUCAUACAGCUAAGCAGUAUUGGAAGAAAAAAAAUAUUUAGUUCUAGUAUUUGCAG